AUGCCAUUCCAGAAUUUCUAUUACGAUGCGCAGACUCACAGCGGCUACGAAAACUUCGCCACCCACGGCAUGGAACCUGCGCAACACACCAGUAUCGACCCUCGAUCUCUUCCUCCAGGGAACCUCUCCAGUGUCCGGCAAUCAGUACAUCCAGACAGCGCUGCAGAGAGCAGCUAUGACCUGUAUUCCAUGCAGGCUUUUGGGAUGGCUGUGCCACCCACAACCAUAAACGAUGCGUAUUUGCCACCGGGAUACUAUCAUCCAAUGCCUCACAGCAUCAUUCGACAUAUUCCACACCCGACGCAGAACAUUGCGACACAUCAAGCAGGAAUAUCCUACGACGCACAGAUUCGCAUUCACUACGGAUCAGACGUCCAUAUUGAAGCCCCUCAGGCAGCUCCGCAGGUGGCUUCUAAUACUGAGAUACCCUUCACCAUGGAUCCGUUUGUGCACAUUGAUCCGUGCAUUCUCGACUUGAUUGCCGCGGGAUUGGGAAUAGACGAUCUCAGUGGGCCAUCAUCGCGCUACACACCUUCUCGUGUGUCAAGCGCACCAACUCCUGGCCUACAGGUUGUAGGGCAGGAAAUCGAUAACACUUCACACAUCAAUGGCGCUAGCGGAAGCAAUAACGCCACUGCCGAGACGUCCGCCGCACCUCCAUAUAAGCUCAGGCGGCGACGCUCAUCUACAAAGGCCAACAGCAAGACGACAUCACGGCGUUCACGCGCGCCAGCAGUGAUAGCCACCACUCCGGACGAGACAACCGACGGGCCGAUCAAGUGCAAGGUCUGUGGAAAGAAAUUCUCACAUAGACAGAACCUGAACAGGCAUGUGCGCAUCACGCACCUGGGCGCUCGCAAAUGGGACUGCGUGAUAUGUAGCACCAAGAAUUCGAGACACGACGCACUGAAGCGUCAUCUGAACAACAUCCACAAUCUGUCGGAUCUGGAGGCGAAGCAUAUCGUCACAUUUUCGGAGGGGCUUUGGUUAUAUCGUCGGUACCCUACCAACAUAGUCUCUUCGACAUACAACAUGGGUCCCGGCAGCGGGAUCCGUAAUAGAGCGCGCGGCAAAGGCAAGUCGGUUGCUCCGCUGGUCAUUCAACUCCGUCGACAGGCAGUCCAUGGGGAGUUGAGGAUCGAGAGACCGCGGGCUCAGAGGAACGAGGCCGGGGAUGAGCCAUUGUACCCGUUCCUCGCACUGUGCAGGGCUGCGAAAGCGGCGGCUGCGGCCAGUGAGGUCGACGUUCUCCCUCCGCGGACACCUGCGGGGACACGGAGGUUGGAGGUCGAGGUCGUCCGGACACUGUCGAGUAUGAACGGGCGGCACAAGGCACUGCGGAGGAAGACGCGACACGAGUUUGGCAAGCAAGAGGAGCACCAAUACGAUGAAGAGGCCUGGCAGAGAUAUGGUUGGGCUGAGCAAGAGUCGGAACACAAGGGUGAACGCGAGAAAACGGCGUCGAGCUCGACAACGGUGAAGAUGAUACCUGGGCAAGGAUGCAGUGUCAAGAUCAAGCACUCUGCGUCUGGACCUAGUCGCAGUCGGCGCGGAUGGCGGAAGCUGCUCGGGCUUGUGGAAGGCAAUACGAAGCGAGUGCCUAAGAGCUCCGCGACCAAGCUCAAGAGUGUUCGCAUGAAGCCCAAGUCUGCGUCCAAGGCCAUCCGGUCCGUCACAGCAGCAGAAGUCAAGCACCAGCCUGUAGUUCCUCAAGCCAACGAAGAGCGUGUCCCGUUGAACCUCACCACCCCAGCCUUCACUGCCGACAAGAUUGAGCACCCCGUCGCACCGGUCUGUACAUCACCAGAACAUCACACCGCUGCUUCUGCCGUCGAGGUCCAGCCUGCGCAAGUAGCGAUGCCCGUAGAAGGGGAGCCGCGCGAAUGGGGCGUGCGGAUGGAGGACUUUGCCUUUGACUUUGACUCGUGUCCAGGAAUAUCGGCGGACGUCCUCGCAACACUCAACGAGCCUGCCCACGUCUUCACGGUGGCAGAGGCCCAAGAGACGCCUGCGACGGGAGGCCAGAUUGCAGAGGUUACAGUCAUGGCCGUCGAUGCUGAGAUCCUCUCACCCGAGCCGGCUCGCGACACGUACGAUGCUUUCGUGGUGGAUAUGGGCACUAUUCACGCCGAGGCCUCGUCCAUCGCAGAGGAAGAAAUGGAGGAAGUAUGCGCCACUGACGACGUGCUGGUCGAGAUGGCGUCUCCCGUUGUAGAUUCAACAGACACGGUUGCUGUUGACGAGGAUAGCGAUAUGCUGCACGCAGAGGAACAGGCUGUGGAGAUGGAGAUGGACGAGUUUGAGAGCGUGGCAGCUCCGCAGGCAUUGCUUGCUCAGAUCGAGAUAGUAUGUGACACGAACGAGAUUGCGGCCAACCCAUCUACCAAUGCAGGGCUCGCAGGGGUUCCGGUCGAGUUGAUCUCCGCAGCGAUUGAUAUGGCGCAGCCUGAAGAGGACAUCGAGAUGGGACACCAGGAGCAGUCUGUGAUGGUGGAGGAAGACAUCGAGAUGGGUGUCCAGCUGGUGUCUGUGGACGCGGUCUUCGGUGCGGUCACAGCAGCAUUGAUCGCAGCAGGAGACGGAGGCGACAGCAUUGAGCAAGACAUCGAUGCAGUGCUAGACCACUUUGGGUUUGUACAAGAGUGCACUGUCGCUCACCUCGACCAGGAGGACGCAUCCGUGGGAGACAUCACGCUUGUCGGUGGCGCACUUGACGAGAACCACAACACGAUGUCUGAUCAGGAUUGGGACACAACGUUCGUAGAGGACGCUGUUGCAUCUUCGUCGCCGAACAAGGAGAAGGAAAAUGGGCUUCCUGCGAUGCCACUCCUGGAGCUCGCGGUUUCUGGGUCGGAUAUCGGCAAGCAGGCUGUCGUCGCUGGAGUGGAGGACGUCUCCAACCCACCCACCUCGUUCACGCCUGUUAUCAACCUGCAGACACUGUUGGACGCCAUUGCUCCCCACCCCGCGCUACCCGACCGUCUCCUCGAGGACCCAGUUCCAUCUACUAAGCCGAUGUUCGACAUGCAAUCGCUAUACUCGACACUCCCUACAAACUCCACUGAAGGCGCGGAGAAGACGACGAACACAGGUUCAUUUGCUAGGGCAACGAGAAGCGGCAAGGUGUAUGGCGGCGGGAUUAGCAAGGCCAACAAGACUGUCGCCCAGCCGACGCGCAAAUCCAUGUCUAGUUUGUCGAGUAGGCUACUGGACAACGACGCGUUCAGGGCGGUGCGCAACAAGAGUGCGGCAGAGCAGAAGGCGCGCAAGGACACACGCAAGCGAUACAAGAAGAUAUCGCGGAAGCUUGCACGCCAGGACGCGGAGAGCGCGGAACCCAAGGGAGGAUGUGGACGAUUCCUGCUAUCAGCUGUGAAUCCAAAGACCGGACGGCGCGAGAAGAUGAUGCCGAUCACCACGGUCAAGGAGAGCACCGACGACGACCUCGACCUUGACGUGCUGUGUCGCAUGUCGUCGAGUCUGUCGUUGACGACAUCGUCCCAAGGGCGCACCGGUACUCAAGAGGUGACGGAUUCUGCGGACGACCUGCUCGGUGCGUUUGCAUCUUUUGGGCUCUCGACGGACGCUCCCUCGGCAUCGUCGACAGGUGGCUCGGCGCUAGACGAUCUGUGCGACCUCUUCAAUGCGCUGGUCUGA
Molecule: messenger RNA, 3657 nt
Organism: Postia placenta MAD-698-R-SB12
Lineage: Eukaryota; Fungi; Basidiomycota; Agaricomycetes; Polyporales; Adustoporiaceae
Exons: 7
Coding region: 1-3657 (1218 amino acids)
Biological process (GO): regulation of transcription by RNA polymerase II
Molecular function (GO): RNA polymerase II cis-regulatory region sequence-specific DNA binding; DNA-binding transcription factor activity
Source: RefSeq, a predicted model, not a curated record